AUGAUAAAUAGAUCAUCAUCGAGUUUGGAUUUAUUCAAACAAAUAAGAAAUGCAAACAGGCAAGUGACACAAAUUAAUAAAUUGCAAGCUGAAAAUCAAUCUGAUAACAGUGCUUCAGAUGACGAUUCUGAUGAAUGAAAAAAACUCAAAAAAACUUCGAAAUUGAAAUUGCUCACGGCUGGCUUUUUAAAAUGCGCAUUUACAACUCAGAGCGUAAAAUCAGUUGAGUCUCUUAAAGUGAAUCCAAAUAAAUUUAAGAAUUCAUUGCAGCAUCCAGAAAGCUACCAUAUCAUGAAAGGCCUCUGCAGACUUAGCAGCAUCAAAUCUAAGCCAGAACUAGAACAAGAUCACCAUUUGAGCCCAGGCUUUAUAGACAUGAUUUCUAAAACCAUGAUAAAAUCCCGAAAUAAAGGCAUUCUCAUAAGAAAAUCCCAAGCAGAUGAAGACAAAGAGCUUGAACUUGAAAAGUUAAAAAUCAUGCAAAUUAUCAGAGAAGGCAAUAACACCCCUCCGAACAAGCAAUUAUCCAAAGAAGUUAGGCGAAACGAAGAGAAAAAAAAGUCAGUUUUGUCAAAGAAAAGGAAAAAUAUCAAUAAACCUUCACAAAAUCGUUUAUUGAGUCCGAAAAUCCCUAAGCUUUUGCUGCCUUUAGAGCCUAUCGAUCUGAAAUCAUUCAGUGAGAUUUCUCCUCGAUCCUUUGUUAAAAGUACUUCCCCUCGAUGCAUAGGAAUUUCAGAAAGGCUUUACCCAAAAGAGAAACCGAUAAAAAAAGAGAUAAAAGAAAAUUAUACAGAAAGAAUUCGACAAUACCAGUCUCCUUAUUUAGCAAGAGUAAGCUAA
Messenger RNA from Blepharisma stoltei, 840 nucleotides. The record is from the annotation of a GenBank genome assembly. Lineage: Eukaryota; Ciliophora; Heterotrichea; Heterotrichida; Blepharismidae.